Messenger RNA from Pararge aegeria (speckled wood butterfly), 4468 nucleotides. RefSeq lists its product as uncharacterized. The record is from RefSeq and is a predicted model, not a curated record. The coding region runs from base 41 to 4468 and encodes 1475 amino acids. The transcript has 24 exons. Lineage: Eukaryota; Metazoa; Arthropoda; Insecta; Lepidoptera; Nymphalidae.
AUUUUACGAUGCUUUUACAUUAUUAUAAUCGGAGAUUAUUAUGGGCAUUAGUCAUAAAAGCCAUGAACGAAAGUCAGAUAAAGAAACUCAGUCUCCAGUGUUGAAGAUAUUCAAGGACAUGAUGCAGAGAGAGAAAACAGAUCCAGAGAAGAUUAACCUACUAAGGGAUGUUAAAAAUAAGAUUAAAGAUAAGAGGAAGAAAUCAUACUCGGAUUCAAGAUCCAACAAGACAGACCACAAAUCCUACGACUCAAGCAGCACAGAUAGGUAUAAAAGUCACAAGCACGGUAAGAUUACCGUUCAAAAUCUGCAAGAGGACCAACAUUCGAGCCGAGACAGAUCCAGAAGUUCGGUUUAUCAAGAUGAAAGGAGAGAAAGUUGGUGGUUUUGGAAGGAUAACAGGAGUUGUCGUCACAUGAAAAAAAAAUCGGAAGACACUUACUCUUGCGUUUCUUGCGCGCUGAAGAAUGUGAUCCACUCACAAUACACAUGUGUAUGCUUUCUCCUGAUCCUCUUUGCCGCAUCUGUGGUAGUGACCUUCCUCCUGGUCUUCAAGAACAUGCCUCCGUCUGAUGAAGCACCAGCAGAAGCCCAGGGUUCGAACUUGGCAGGCAAGAUUCAGCUGAUGCUGAAGGCAAAGCGCCAGCUGACCGAGAACUAUGGAUAUGACUUUACUGAGAAGACUAAAUGGGAUGACUCUUUGAUGAACCCGGUUGGCAAUUUACCCAACGUCUUGGGUUCUGAAUAUCCGGGGAACCCGUAUAAAGGAUCGAUUAUCAUGGAUGACUUAGAAGCUGGCAUUAGUGAAGACUUGGCGAGUAUCUUGGACAACGGAAAAAUGAUGGAAGGCCAAACUAACAAAAGGUUAAGAGAGUUUUUCAAGAAACUCCUACAAACAGACGCACAAAUUAGAAAACUGAAGCAGACCACAAAUAACAACAAUUACCAAAUUGACAAUAUAAAAACAGGCAGAUACAAAAGAGCUUUAAAAAAGUUAAUAAAUAAACAUAUUGAUAACGCCAAAGCUAAUAGACACAAAGUUAAAAAACAUACCAAAAAAAGUACCUGUGGUGAAAUAUAUAAAAAUGAUAAAAAAAGAUACGCAACAACCGCUAGUGCUUUAGAAUUACCUAGCUACGUGAUUGAAUCUAAAGAGGUUGUAAUACGUCACGAUCCAGAUAAAAAAAGGAAUUUCCCGAAAUGCUCUCACGUAAAGAAUGAAAAAACUCAUGAGAAAGAUUUGAAAAAUCCAUUCUACAAACACAGUCAAAUGAUUGACGAUAUGCUUGACCCAUACACAACAUUUGACGCCACAACUGAUAAUUUUGAUAUUAUUUUCGAUAAUAAUAUCGAUGAACAUUUGGAGACUACAAAUAAAACAUAUGAUACUGAUAAAGAUGAUGAAAGUUUAAUAGAAUCAAUUACGAAAAUGAGUCCUAAACCAAAAGUUGGUGAGAAAUCUAACGAACAUGAAAACAGUUUAAAGAAAUAUGAAAAAAGUAAUGAGCAUGUCAAUAUUGUAAAGAGUAAUGACAAAAGUAGUGGUCAUGAAAGCAGCAUACAUAAUCAUGCCAAUAAUAAUAAUUAUCAUAAAAGUAUUCAAAGCCAUAGUGAUAAAAAUUCUGAAACAAGUUUUAAAGCAGCAAAAGACUACGAUAAGCGAAUGCGAGAGAAAGCACAGUUUAAACGAUUUGAUGACAAGAAUGAUGGGCCAACACAUCAACAUCUUGCUCAUUAUUUUACUACAAUAAGAACAACGCUUGGUAAUGAUGUAAAAAAAAGUGAUAUUGAUGAUGAUCUUUAUUUUACCAUUCCAAGUUUAAUAAAUCCAAUGAACAAAGCCGUUUUUAAACCUAAUUUAGUAAGAAAUCUACAUACUGGACAGAGAAAACUUUUACAAGAUGAUGAGGAAGACGAAGAACAUGAAGAACUCGGUUACGAAGACCUAAAUGAAGUACUCACUGACGACAAAGAGGGUCACGACGAUAUGGAUAGACAUGGGGAAAAGAAAAAAAGACACGAUGAAGGGCAUUUCAUUAUAUCAGGAGAAUUCAACCAAGAUAAGCACAAUCCUCCUAUUGUUUACAAUCAAAAUUGGAAAGGACCAAUGCCGCUUUACCCGGAUGAACUAAAUGCUAUAAUAAAGCAGGCUGAUUUACAAAAUCUCGAUAUGCAAGUACCUGUGAAUACAAAAGAUAUCAAAGAAAAAAGAAAUAUAGGAGAAAAAGAAAUAAGUGACACUCAGUAUGUUGAAGAUUAUGCCGAUAAUAAAUACAAGAAAAUUAUAAGAAUGGCUCAAGCGUAUAGUGACUAUGGAGUGCUGAGUAAUAAAAAAGAAAAUAUAAAUAAGAGCAGUAGAAGGGCUAAAUCCCAUUAUUUGUCAAGACUUUUCAGUAUGCAAAAUAUCUUUGGGAACCCAGGAAAAGGUUCAACUCGAGCGUCAGAGAUUAAUUUUGGAUUCAAUGUCAGACCUGGAAGUACAUCAAAUAACAAAGACUUCUUAGAUGCCUUCAAAAAACAUUUGAAAUUUUGUGGAACUUCCCAUGGGACCAGCACAGCUCUCAACCCUAUGGAGCAGCCUAUAAACCCAAUGAACUUUGAAUUAGAAAAAUUACUCAUGCCAUCGUAUAAUUUACUUGAUACAAGUUUAGAUGCAUCAACUACUAUUCCAACGUCAUGUCUUAUACUGUCAAUCAAAAAAAGUUCAAGGACGCCUAAAUCUAUAUAUGUGACAAAUGGAGACACUGAUGGAAUAAAAAAAGCUAAACUACAGAGUGUUCAUGAAGUAUUCAAUAUAGGGGAUCUUAAUAUGGCAGAUGAAACGAGAGAUAUAAUAGAUAAAAGUAGUGUUUUAAAUCAGAAUGAAAUUAAAGAAAGAACACAUGGAAAUUGCCCAUUUAAUGCAGCUUAUAACAAUAUCGCAAAUAAACGACCAAAUAGUUUAACUUUAAGAAAAUGUUUAAGAUCGCUAAAAUCUAUAGAUUUAAUAAAUGAUACUAUCAGUAGUACAUUCAAUAAAACAAGUAAACUUGAGUUAACUGCAAGGGAUAUCACAAUUAAAAACGAUACGGAUAAAUUGAAUGAUACAGUAGAUGAAACCAACUCACUUAAUCUUACUAAAAGUCAUAUUAUUAAUAUAGCUAAAAACAAAUCUAACAACGGAAUAAACGGUAUUCAAGGUUUUAUGAAAAUAAUGUCAAAUUGGUUUUACACUGUAGCUAAAUUAUCUGGAGAAAUAAAGAAUGAAGUAAUAAAGGAAUCUAAAAGAAAUAAUAAUACUUUAUUUAAUCAAACUGCACCGAAACCAAAAGGCAAAAUAACAGAAGAGAAUAUUAACUUUAUGUAUCCAUCGUAUGGAGUGGAAAUGGUAGACAAUAUCGGUCACAGAUCCAGAAUGUUGAUGUCGCUCGAUGAUAAUUCCGCCGUAAAAGAUGAACGGGAAAUGGAGAAAUCCAUUUCUAAAACUGAUCAUGAUUCCAAAAAGACUUUUAGUGCAGAAAUAGAUGACAUUGUACCAGUAGCGCUCGCUUUAGCUACCAAUGAUACAGAAAAACCAAAUGCCAAAUCAAAAACUGAGGACAAUGCAACUAGAACUGUAGCUAAAAGAAGUUUAAGAGAGAAUUUAGUAUUUUGGAACGAUUUAUAUGACAAUAAUGAAUAUGGCGUAAAAGUUGAUUACACAGAUGAUAUUCGCGAUCCCAGAGGGAAGCAAACUAGAAAUAUUCUUAAUAAAUCCAAAACCUGGCUGCAAGGCAAAAUAAGUAAUGUAACACACAAAUUAAAAGGAAAGUGGAAGCAGAAUACUAUCCAGAAGAAAACUACUUGCGCAACGGAUAAUUUAUUAGGAAAAACGUUUAAUGAUACUCUCGGACCUUCUGAAGUUGUUAUUAAAGAACGUUAUGCAAGAGACAGUGAUCGAACUCUACGUAGAAACACAAAGAAAAAUUUCGCCGCUCUAAAUGCUAACAUGAAGAAAGUCUGCCAAGAAGCUGCGAAAGCUAUACAGAAUACAAAGAAUAUUGAAGUGAGAGAGAGCAGCAAGGAGAACGCAGCUGCCACGUCUAUAAUGCAACAACUGGUACGGAUGAUGUCUGACCUGGUAGAUAUCCAGGUACAGCAGAAGACUUGUGCGAAACUACCGUCAGAUCUGCACAACUUUCUUGAAUGGUUAACUGCCCCGUCUGAUGACAGCACUCAUACUGAUGAAUUGAUUAAACUUGACGUUGCAGCGAAAUCUACGGAAACGAGCUUUGAAUAUCUAACCACAGUAACUGAAGACUCCAAUCAAGAUGACAAAACUGAAUGUCUGGGGACCAUACGCGCUGUCCAGGACUUGAUACAGCAGUACGACGGCAUGGCGGACGAAGAAAAGAAUAACAUAACCGGCGUUAGAGAAUAUCUGGAAAAUCAACUGCUGUUUCUGAAUAAUAAAAUAAACAACUUCUAUGAUAACAUGCUGUUCAAGUAA